Molecule: messenger RNA, 2035 nt
Organism: Punctularia strigosozonata HHB-11173 SS5
Lineage: Eukaryota; Fungi; Basidiomycota; Agaricomycetes; Corticiales; Punctulariaceae
Product: alpha/beta-hydrolase
Exons: 16
Coding region: 89-1915 (608 amino acids)
Source: RefSeq, a predicted model, not a curated record
CCGCCGUGACUGCGCGGGUGAUUGCUAGGAUGCUGUUCAGAGUAAAGCUUGAAGCCGUCGACGACGACGACGACGACCUCUGGCGAUCAUGAACGUUGCCGUUCCUGAAAAGACCUUGCAAGGCGAUGGCCUGCUGCUCCCGGGCGCGUUCGACCGUCCGAGACGCCGCUUCUUGAUCUCACGACACUUCGUCGGGCUCGCGCUCCUGUUGUCGCUCGUGCUGUGGACGAAGGGCGUGGACCUGAACCAGGGCUCGACCUCUCGCGACUCGAGUGCGGCCCCUGCGCGUUCGGGAUGCUCGAAGGAUGGCCUGCAAGUCGCCGAGUUUGACUGGGAUGCGGUCGUCCCGAGCGAGAAGCUAGUCUGGCACGCCUGCGAGGACAAGUUCGAAUGCGCCCGACUCUCCGUGCCGCUCGACUACUCGAACCCGGAGGGAAAAAAGGCUGCGAUCGCGCUCAUGAAGAUCCCGUCUAAGAUCGCGCCUGACGAGGAGGGCUAUCGUGGGCCAGUUCUGUUCAACCCAGGUGGUCCAGGCGGUUCUGGCGUGGACCUGAUCAAACGCGCCGGCGAACAGUUCCAGCAAAUCCUUGGAGACGACUACGACCUCAUCGGGUUCGAUCCGCGAGGUAUCGGGCGCACUACGCCCGGCAUCGUCGUCUUCGAUGACGAGGGCGCUAGCGUCGCCUGGCAGCUCACACACGGACCGGUUUUGAACGCCACCGACGAGGCACUCGCACGCGCCUAUGCCCGCGCCCAGGUCUUUGGCGGCCUCGCGGCGGACCGCGUCGGUGAGGCUGCGCAGUACGUGAGCACGCCCAUGGUUGCGCGCGACAUGCUCAGCAUCACCCGGGCGCACGGGCGGGAGAAGUUGCUCUACUGGGGAUUCAGUUAUGGAACCAUCUUAGGCAUUACCUAUGCGUCCAUGUUCCCCGACAAUAUCGACCGUUUGAUUGUAGAUGGCGUAGCCGACAGCGAAAACUACAUGAAAACGCUUUGGUCCAACAACCUCCGCGACACCGACAAGGUGCUCGACCAGUUCUAUACCGCCUGCGCCAACAGCACGUCCUGCGCCCUGCACGAGCCGACCCCCUCCGCCAUUCAAUCGCGCGUAGACGCGCUGUUUGCCAAGCUCAAGCGGAACCCGAUUCCCGUCUCCCUCAACGGCACCAACUACGGCCUCGUCGACUACACCCUCGCGCGCCAGGUCGUCUUCGGCUGGCUCUACAAGCCUUACCAGAAGUCUCCCCUCAGCGCGUCUUCCCUCGCCUCUGCGCUGGAAGCGCUCGAGCGCGGCGAUGGCGCGGCGAUGUGGGCCGCGCAUGCGCCCGAGCCCACGAUGAAGUGCGAUUGCGCGCGCGACGGUCCGGCGAAGGCUGCGGACCGGGAGACGACGCUCGCGAUCGCGUGCGGCGACGGAGAGCCGGUGGAACGCGACCUCGAGGAGCUACGGGCGUUCUACGACGACAUGGCGCGCGACUCCGACUUCGCCGAGAUCUGGUCUGUCCAUUUGGAUUGCGCGGGAUGGAAGAUACAGUCAAAGGAGCAGUUCCAUGGACCUUUCGCCGGCAACACCAGCUACCCGAUCCUUCUCAUUGGCAACACCGCCGACCCCGUCACGCCUCUUUGGAACGCUCACAAGAUGGCGAAGGGCUUCCCAGAUGCCGCCGUUCUGACGCAGAACUCUGCUGGCCAUUGCUCUCUCGCUGGCGCGUCGCUGUGCACGGCGAAGUACGUGCGGGACUACUUCCGCGAGGGGAAGUUGCCGCCUGCGGGGGCCGUAUGCGAGAUUGAGGAUGAGCUGUUCCCAUCCUCGGACGUCAAGCAGGCAGGAGAUAUGCUUAACCACGACGACAGGGUGUUGCUCGAUGCUGUGAGGGAGCUUAGCGACAAUUUCGAGGUACCUCGUCUGCAUUGACGGUUUUUCUUUGCGUAUGCGCUGCGGCAUAACAAGGAUGUAGAGUACUUGAGGUCGAACGCGACUACGGCUAUCUUGUGCCUAUAUUCCACAUAUACUUUGGUGAUAUUGCCCGACUAU